Molecule: messenger RNA, 998 nt
Organism: Vollenhovia emeryi
Lineage: Eukaryota; Metazoa; Arthropoda; Insecta; Hymenoptera; Formicidae
Product: E3 SUMO-protein ligase NSE2-like
Exons: 5
Coding region: 101-724 (207 amino acids)
Biological process (GO): double-strand break repair via homologous recombination; protein sumoylation
Cellular component (GO): Smc5-Smc6 complex; nucleus
Molecular function (GO): SUMO ligase activity; zinc ion binding
Source: RefSeq, a predicted model, not a curated record
AAUCGGUCGAGCGAAAACGGUAUCAAAUAAAACAUGGCGGCUGGAUGGAGACUCGGCGACCGGCAUCGAUAUCUCGGACGGGAAAUAAGAUCGUGUGAAAAUGACACAAUCCACGCAAACGCUAGAGGAACUCGACAAUUGUUUUGCGAGAACGGCAGGGAACAUCAUGAAAUAUUGCGAUGACGAGAAAGAGAUGCAGACGAUGUUAAAGAACUUACGAGAGGCCGUAGCGGAGAAUUGUAUGCAGUACGCGAGAAUGAAGGCCGCGGAUCAGAUCAAGGAGGGGCUGGAAUGCAUGUCCGAGUACGAGUUGCAACGAGACGCGAAGAACCUCACAAAAGAUUAUAAAAAGAAGGUGUCCGAAAUCCAAGUUGAUCUAUCCAAAGACAACAGACUGUUGCAGUAUGACCGUCAGAUCGAGGACCUGCUUCAAGCCAAUAAAGCUGCGCUGAGUAACGGAGCGGGUGACGCAGACGCUGAUAUACAACUGACAUGCAGCGAAAUAAAUGUGAUCGAUCCGAUCUCGAAGACGAGAAUGACCGAUCCUGUGAAGAAUACGGCCUGUGGCCACGUAUACGACAGAGAGAGCCUCGUCGCGAUGCUGCAAAAGAACAAAAACACCAAAUGUCCCGUGGUGGGCUGCACCAACACGGACUACAUAGUUUUGAGUCGAUGCCGCCCCGACAUCGUGACAAAAAUGUACCUGGAGAAUUGUCCUGCUUAGAGAGCAGUGGUUUAAAAGACAGUCUAUAAAAGAUGAUACACAUAAUAUAUGCAUUCUAGAUUCGACUGUAUACCGCGUUUAUGUACUGCGUACUCUCACUUUGAUUACGUAUGGAUUAAGAAAAAUUAUUUUUUUAUUAUUACGUGAGAGAGUUGCUCUGUUGUCGAAUUUACGUACUCGUUGAUUAUAAGAUACAAUAUAUAUUUUUAAGAUUACACAAUAUAUCAUAUAAUGUAAUACUAAGAUUAGAAUACAAUACUAAGCAAUAUUUUUC